GAGCUGCGGAAAGAGAAGAGCAGAGACGCAGCGAGAUCGCGCCGCGGCAAAGAGAACUACGAGUUCUACGAGCUGGCGAAGAUGCUGCCGCUACCAGCUGCCAUCACAAGCCAAUUGGACAAGGCCUCCAUCAUCAGGCUCACCAUAAGCUACCUCAAGCUAAGAGACUUCGCUAACCACGGCGAUCCACCGUGGAGUCGCGAUCUGCCCUCUAGUAAAGCUUUAAAAGGUGCUCAGAACAGACGGACAUCUGCAAGUCUUGCGAUGGAGCUGUUUGAGCAACACCAGGGUACACACAUCCUCCAGUCUCUCGACGGUUUUGCGCUGUCGGUGGCAGCGGAUGGAAGGUUUCUGUACAUAUCCGAAACUGUUUCUAUAUAUUUAGGGCUCUCACAAGUAGAAAUGACUGGCAGUAGUAUAUUUGACUACGUCCACCAGGCAGAUCACGCGGAGAUAGCGGAGCAACUGGGGCUGUCUUUAGCUGGCAGGUCUGGAGGUACAGGGCUCAACAGUCCAGCUUCGGGCAGCGAAGAGGGCAGUCAGCAUGGGACGAAUAAUCCUGACGUAUCAGCACAAAUGACGUUAGCGGCCAGCGGGACUUUAUUCCGAGGGAUGGACAGAGCUUUCUGCAUCCGGAUGAAGAGCACUCUCACAAAGAGAGGAUGCCACUUCAAGUCCUCAGGUUAUAGGGUGGUGCUUAUGCUCUGUCGUCUGCGGCCGCAAUAUUCCUUCUCACAUAGUCGCAAGACACCGCCUGCUUUACUAGGAAUGGUGGCUUUGGCGAUAGCACUACCUCCACCAUCAGUUCAUGAAAUAAGACUGGAGUCAGACAUGUUUGUCACUAGGAUCAACUUUGACUUCCGAAUAGCGCACUGCGAGCCCAGCAGGGUGUCAGAGCUAUUGGGGUACACCGCCGAGGAACUUACAGGGAAAAAUAUUUACGCUCUUUGCCACGGAGAAGACGCCAAUAAGCUUAGAAAAUGUCACGUUGAUCUUAUAAACAAGGGUCAAGUGCUGACACACUACUACAGACUGAUGAACAAACUGGGCGGCUACACUUGGAUGCAGACCUGUGCAACCGUCAUCUGUUCGACCAAAAAUGCUGAGGAGCAAAACAUUAUUUGCGUCAAUUAUGUUAUUAGUGGCCGAGAAUACCCAAACACGGUGAUGGACUGUUGCCAAUUAGAGGAAAGUUUACAGGGAGUUAAGCGGGAGGAGACUACAGGUGAUCCAGACAAUGGUCCACCGGACGCCGACACGCCCGGAGCACCCCCGCCCCCGACACGACACACUACAGAGAGGAAUGAAGCUCCCUCGAAUACUGAUUCAGCGUCAACCGCACCUCCUACCUCCGAAGUCCCCCAUUUAACAAGACUCAACGAUGCGCAACCUUUAUCACUACACACAACCCAAGAAAAGACCUCUCCAAUGCCAGCGCGAAGGAUGAAAAAACGAAAACAUACCACAGACUGCGAAGAAGACCCAGAAAGAGACGAAGAGAGGCGAAAAAGCUCAUCAAACCCUACUGCCACUAUUCCCUCCGAACGGGACAUGACAAAGACAAAUUUGGCAAUUCCGGAAACAUCCGAUGCUACGUCAGUGAGAGAUUUAGAGAACGCAAUGUCCAAACAUUUGCCAUCGCUAGACGGAAAAGAGAUUGCGCAUAGGCCUACAGAUUUCUCAACCGAUGCAUUACUAAAACAACAGCAGCAGAAAUCUACCAUCCAAUGGAUCGGGACGCAAAACCAUCACUUGAAUCAUUUGAAUCGACAAAUCCCUGUGAGUCAUUCUUCUACGCCCGCAUCGGCGUUAUUAAGGCAACUUUACGCGAGUCGAGAAAGCGUUAUUAGAUUAGGGGAUGGAAGAACAGGUGGUUAUUACUCUAGUGAUGGUCAAUCCGGACCUUUACCGACGCCUCCCGGAAGCGAAGGGUCUGGUUAUGGUGAACAAUUAGGCCACAAAGGGACAGAUAUCAGUUCUUUGCCUUACGGACCGUACGCGGACUAUCAUCCGGCAAUGACGCCUCCAGGAUCAGUAUCCCCUAGGGAUAAACAACAAUACCCGUUGCCGUACGAUAACAGUCACUAUUCCGAAGCAAUAAGGCAUUCCUAUUUAGAGUCUUCGUUUCCAUUGAAACCUCAGGCUUACUCAGCCGUGCCCGGUGCUUUGGACUACGCGUCGUCGAUAGAUCAGUCGCAGUUCUUCCAUCCACCUACAUCUUUCCAUCUCUAUCAUCCGCAAGCGCAUUCCGCUCAUGCGUCUCACUCGCACCAAUCGACAGAUAAGUCAGCUCCGCCAAAUACUAAUUGGUAUUCGAGCAGCUCAUAGCCAUACUUGCAUUAGUGACGAAAUAGUUUGGAUAUCCCCGAAGGAAUUUUCCUUGAAGGCUUCAAUAGUUUUAUUUGGAAGUUUGUUUUUCAUUUGUUAAUACUGUUUUCUAGUUUUGUUAUCUUCGAAAACUUUUCUAUAAAUUAGUUUGUAUAGUAAUUUCGUUUGCGUUGAUUAUUAUGGGAUAUGAGGGAUACAAUUACAUAAUGUAAAAAGACUUAAAAUCGAAUACUCAGGAUGGGCCAACACAAUAGUUGAAUUUCCUUUAUGAUAAGUGUUUUCAGAUACUGUGCCAAAAAUAUAAACAGAAUGUGGCAUACAAAAAAUAUAGGAAUUUAAUUAGAAUUUUAAAUGUUACUAUAACAUACCUAUUUAUAAUUUGUAAACGCAACUGCUACUAUCAGAAUUUAGCUUGUACUUAAACAAUUCAAAAUGGCGGUACUUAAGCUAAA
Pararge aegeria (speckled wood butterfly) is the source of this 2780-nucleotide messenger RNA. It is a transcript of the gene trh, whose product is annotated as protein trachealess. The coding region runs from base 82 to 2328 and encodes 748 amino acids. NCBI's taxonomy places the organism in Eukaryota, Metazoa, Arthropoda, Insecta, Lepidoptera, Nymphalidae. The transcript has 9 exons. Gene Ontology annotation, biological process: regulation of transcription by RNA polymerase II. Gene Ontology annotation, molecular function: DNA-binding transcription factor activity, RNA polymerase II-specific; RNA polymerase II transcription regulatory region sequence-specific DNA binding; protein dimerization activity. The record is from RefSeq and is a predicted model, not a curated record.